Messenger RNA from Schizosaccharomyces cryophilus OY26, 3122 nucleotides. Its product is annotated as DNA polymerase phi. The record is from RefSeq and is a predicted model, not a curated record. The transcript has 2 exons. Gene Ontology annotation, cellular component: nucleolus. The coding region runs from base 41 to 2950 and encodes 969 amino acids. Gene Ontology annotation, biological process: regulation of DNA-templated transcription. Gene Ontology annotation, molecular function: transcription factor binding; rDNA binding; nucleotide binding. Lineage: Eukaryota; Fungi; Ascomycota; Schizosaccharomycetes; Schizosaccharomycetales; Schizosaccharomycetaceae.
UUUUUUACCACUACCUCUAUUGUGAGUAAAAUCGUCAAAAAUGGCGACAAAAACACAAUUAGAGUUAUUUACAACAUUAGUUUCAAAUGAAAAAAAUACUAGACUAAAAGCUGCAAAGGAAUUGAUCGAUUCUAUAGCUAGCGAGGAGGAAUUAAAAUAUGCAUUGAAUCGAUUGACCAAAGGUGUUUCUAGUGGUCGCGAAAGCGCUCGUUUAGGGUUUUCGGUUGCUCUUACUGAGAUCAUUACACGCAAAGAAGAAAUUACUGCUCAACAAGUGUUAGAGCUGCUUGUAAAGCACAAUACUGUCACUGGAAAUUUGAAGGGACAAGAAGAACGCGAUUAUUAUUUUGGCUUGCUGUUUGGUUUGCAAACUAUCUCGUUUUCCUGCGUUCUCCAACGUCAGUCCUCUUCCAAGGAUGACUUUCAGAGAAUGGUGGAUUUACUUUUACAGUUGUCUGAGAAGAAAAGCUGGCUUCGGGACACUUGCUUCCUUGUUUUAUAUGACUUGGUAAAGCAGAUUCCAGCAUUACCCUAUGCUUCUGAGGCUUACGACGUUAUUGACAAGCUUUUACAAACAACGGCCGUCUCAAAAUCUUCCGAAGGUGUGGGCUUAUACCUUUGCUUAUCUCAUAUACCGGAAGACAUCAAGAGUCAUCCUACGUCAAUGUCUGGCUGGGACCCUGUUUAUCCCUUGCAUAAAUCCAAUCUUGUGACUCUUUCGAAAGUCUUAAGGCAAGUGGAAGUGCAGGAAAUGGGUGGUCAACAUAGCGCUUGGAAACAAAAGCUCCCAUAUGUCUGGCGCUUCUUAUUCAACGAGUACAAAACUAAUUCGAACGAACAGCUUGCUCCAUUUGAGAAUUUUUGGAACGUUGUGGUAGAUGAAGGCGUCUUUGCUUCCACUUCUUCAUUGGAGCGCAAAUUCUGGGGGCUUCAAAUUAUUGAAUUAGCUUUAGACUAUGCUAGUAGCUCUACAGUGGGUACUUUGUUUUCUAGAAAUUUUAUGCACUGUUUCAUCAACCAUUUAAGUGAUGAAGGGCGCUAUCUUUACCGGGCGGCAAGACGCGUUGUUUCAAAAAUUGAGAAGGUUUGCAAAAAUGACGCUAACCUAGUAUACCCAAUUGCUGUUCACCUUUUGGGAGAACGUGGCUCUCUAACCUUUGAUCGCCUUACCAAUACUAAACUGGUAGAGCAUAUCCUUCCUCUUGCCACAGAGAAAGGGAUCCUUUCUCUAUUCGACUUGCUUUUGGGAUUUAUCAAGCGUUGUCCUAAAGACAUGGCAUCUGAUACCAAGGCUGUGGAAGGAAGACGUCAGUGGGUAACUGAUACCAUGCUGAAUAUUCUGCGCAGCAAUCGAUCUGUAAAGCAUAGCAGUUGGGUUAGUGAGCUUCUCAAUAUUUUUAUCACUUAUGGUUAUUUUGAAAUUCCGGAAAAUGAAGCUAGUCCCAAAAUCUCAGAAACUACUCAAAACAUGUUUCGCUUGCGAUUAAUGUCAGCAUUAAGCUACUUGAGCUAUAGUGCUUUCGAAGUGUCUCAGGAAGACGGUGAUCUCAAUAAAAAGAACUGGCCGUUUACAGCAUUGAACAGUUUGCUUGACCACGCUAAGGAUAAAAAGAUGGCUUUGAUUGUUCAAAUGGAUGAAUCUGUGAAUGAAGUUUUAGAUAAGUCUUUAUCUGUGCUCCACAAAGUUACCAAAAAAUUCAACAAGCAGAGCGAUCACUUACAACAAUUACAGGCUUUUCAAUUACUUUACUCAUUAGUACUUCUACAGGUUUACGCAGGUGACACAGACUCAAUUGAGGUUUUAGAGGAUCUAGACAACUGCUACUACAGGGUUUUCAGUAAAAAGUCUAAACAGAAAACGUCUGCUGGGGAACCUACUUCUAUGGAAAUUUUAACAGAAGUCAUGCUGUCUCUUUUGUCUCGUCCUUCUCAUCUACUUCGGAGACUUGUGGAUAUGCUUUUUACCUCAUUCUCACAGGACAUGAACCGUGGCAGCAUACGUCUUAUUUGUGAUGUGUUGACUACAAAAGAAAAUGCAAAAGAAAAAGAUGGAAUGUUCGCCGGGGAAGGCGAGGAUGAAGAGGAAGAAGAAGAAGAAGAAGAAGGUGAAGGAAUGGAUAUGGACGAGGAUGGAUUUCAAGAGAUAGAAACGGAUGAAGCUGAGGGGAGCGACUGGGAAAUGGUCUCUAACCAAGGUUCUGAUGAUGAAGAACUUGAACGUAAAUUGGAUAAGGUAUUAGAAGAUGCAGAUGCUAAAGCUAAGGAUGAUGAAAGUUCUGAAGAAGAACUAAUGAACGAUGAACAAAUGCUUGCUUUGGAUGACAAACUAGCAGAAGUUUUCCGUGAACAGAAGAAGGCAUCUAACAAGGAAAAGAAAAAGGGAGAGGAAGAAACAAAAUUGCAGAUUGUUCAGUUCAAAGUCAAGGUGAUUGACUUGAUUGACAACUAUUACAAAGCACAACCUCACAGUGGGUUGGGAUUCGAAUUCCUUCUUCCUAUGCUAGAAAUGGUUACAAAGACAACACACAAAGUGUUGGAAGAAAAGGGAAUUGCUGUUUUUCGUAACCGCCUUAACAAGUUACGUUGGACAAAAGAGCUCCCUGAGCCAAAGGAUGUGAUUGAAGCACUGAAAAAGGUCCACCAAUUGUGUAGUAAAAAAGCUAAUUUAGGAGCGACUGGAUCCAGUAUAUCUCAACUAUUCCUACGAUUACUUGCUGACAAAGUUGAAUUGAGCGAGGCUUUCAACGUAUACAUGUCAACUUUUACAAACUGGAUUCAAAACCCAAGCAAGAGCCAUUUCAGUGCGAAUAUUUUUCAUGAUUUUGUUAAUUGGGGUGCUCAGCAACGUUUGAAGCAUCAGCAACAGUUGACGGUGUCUUCUCAGGCAAAGUCUUCUUUGGAUGCUCAUCCGACUGAGGGGGGUAAGGAAAAUGGAAAGAUAAAUCAUUAAAGGCGAAUGCCUCGGAGAAUUCAGGAAAUAAAAUUUGGGUAUAUAGUUUUUUCUGGCAUACUCUAUAGAUGUUUGGGUAUUUUGAUUUGAUGUCUUUAGAUGGCAGAUUGUCCACAUACAGUUGUAGAUUAUUACCACACAUGGAAAAUUGUUUUUCAGACCUCGAGUAAAC